AUUGUUAUCUGCGAUCAUAACUUGAAUCGCUGCCCUACCUAAAUUCUUUACAAAAUAUCGUGCGACAUCAGGCGACACUGCUUCUUCGGUUCAGCGACAUCAUCUUCGUCAGUCAGGCGACACUGCUUCUUCGGUUCUUCCAUACUCCAAUAGGUAACAGCUGCCGCAUCUAUGGCUACUUUAAUUUCACAAAAUGUGGUUCCGAAAGACAAAAGCGAGAAGCCCAAAAGAAAGGCAGCUCUUGACGAGCCUUCACCGUUAGAUUCAGUCCAAGAACCUGACAAUUUAAAAGGUUCGGAUUCCGUAAAGCCAAAAAAGAAAAAGAAAGAACGAAAAGAGAGCAAAGAAGCUGUAACCGAGCAAGAAGCCGAAAUGAAAAAACUCGAAAACGCCUUGUUUGGUUCUUUAUUACCGGUCACCUUCGGAAACGACAGUGAAGAAGUCGAUGAACCAAAUGACGAUUCUGCCCUUUUCUUUACGGAUCGUUCCGCCAACAGUGUGCUGUCUGUUUAUGAAGAUGAUGUAGUAAAGGGAGAAAUAGUCGGUGCAGAUAAUAAUGCCAAACGAAAACCCGUGUGGGUCGAUGAAGAGGAACAAAAGGUCAACAUAAACAUAGCGAAAGUCAACCGACUGAGAAAGAUGCGGAAAGAAGAGGACGAGAGUAUAAUCACGGGUACCGAAUACGUAACACGGUUACGGGCUCAACACAUGAAGCUAAACCCAGCUACAGAAUGGGCCCUUUUCGAUUCACAAGCAAAAGACGACACAUCAGAUAGCGACAGUGAUCAAGAUAAUGGGGAUAUUGAUACCAUCUUUCAGACCAAUGAAGAUCUUGUCGUGAAGGGUAAAUCAAAGUUAUUACCGGGCUCACUUGAAUACGCUCGAUUGGUUGAUGCAAACGCACAAGACCCGUCACACGGGCCGAUCAAUUCCGUUCAGUUUCAUAGAAACGGGCAGUUGCUUCUCACUGCCGGGUUAGACAAAAAGCUACGGUUUUUCCAAAUCGAUGGAAAACGGAACACGAAAAUUCAGACAAUCUUUCUCAAUGAUUGUCCGAUCAGAAAAGCGUCGUUCACACCCGAUGGUUCUCAGGUUAUUUUAUCGGGAAGGAGAAAGUUUUUCUACAGCUUAGACUUGGUCAAAGCGAAAACCGAUAAAAUCGGUCCGUUAGUCGGGCGAGAAGAAAAAAGUUUAGAAAGUUUUGAAAUCUCACCGGAUUCGAAAACAAUCGCGUUUAUCGGAAACGAAGGUUAUAUCUUAUUGGUAUCAACCAAAACGAAAGAACUUAUCGGAACUUUAAAAAUGAACGGGACCGCACGUGCUUUGACUUUCGCUAACGGCGGUCAACAGCUGCUAAGCACCGGCGGUGACGGUCAAAUCUACCAUUGGGAUCUUAGAACCAUGACGUGUUUCCACAAGGGUGUUGACGAAGGAUGUAUAACCGGCACCGCGUUAACCACAACUCCAACUGGAAACCUCUUUGCAGCGGGUUCUGAUAGCGGGAUUGUUAACGUAUACAACCGGGAUGAGUUUCUCGGCGGAAACAAAAAACCCGUUAAAACUAUCGAGAAUCUAACGACGAAAAUAGAUUUCAUGAAGUUUAACCAUGAUGCGCAGAUUUUAGCGGUUUGUUCAAGCAUGAAAAAGAACAGUAUGAAGUUGGUGCAUAUACCUUCGUUUACGGUUUUUUCAAACUGGCCGCCAGCAAACCGGAAUUUGCAGUAUGCGCGGUGUUUGGAUUUCAGUCCUGGUGGCGGUAUGAUGGCUAUGGGUAAUGCUGCGGGUCAUGUGUUACUUUACAAGUUAAAUCAUUAUCAACAUGCUUAACUGCACAAGAUAACCAAGGUUAAGUUAUUAUUUUGAUGAGGGGUUUAAAACCUGUUUUUUCAAUGUUUUUUCAUACUUGAGUCUUGAUUGCACUCAUUGGCAUCUAUUUUGGUAUCUUUAUGGCACACUCUUUUUGUUUAAAGACUUUGCUUAUCACCUAUUUUAUGGUAUAAUUUUGUAUUUGUUGCUGCUCAUAUGGGUUAAGAUAAUGUGUAUUUGUUCAUAUGGGUAAAAGAAUGACUGUGUCAACGGUUAAUCGUUGAUUUUACAAAAUUGUGUAUUUUCAAUAGGCCCGGCAAUUUUAACCCAAGGAGCUGAUUAUGGGUUCAUUUGGGCUAUUAUUUUAACACAAUGGGUAAUUUUGGGUUUAAUGGUUUUUUCCAAUGUGCCAGGAUGGACCCUUCUAAAGUUAAUAAAAAAUCCUAGUAGGUCAAACUGGGUUUAACAAAAAAGAGGAUGGGUUAUCUUCUUCUCCAUAGGUCUUUGCAAUUCACGCAGUGACGCACUGAUCUUCCUGCUACGAUUCAUCUUCUUUGCCGAUUCAGUAUCAAUCCAUUCAUCACACAGUGAGUUAACUCAGAUUCAGCAUAGUUAAUUUUUGUUCUUGUCGAUUAGAUAAUUAUUUGUAUAUUUGUAGUUAAUUUUUGUUAACUCAGAUUCAGCAUAGUUAAUUUUUGUUAACUUAGAUUCAGCAUUGUUAACUCAGAUUCAGCAUAGUUAAUUUUUGUUAACUUA
Messenger RNA from Helianthus annuus (common sunflower), 2562 nucleotides. RefSeq names its product U3 small nucleolar RNA-associated protein 18 homolog. Gene Ontology annotation, molecular function: protein binding. NCBI's taxonomy places the organism in Eukaryota, Viridiplantae, Streptophyta, Magnoliopsida, Asterales, Asteraceae. The coding region runs from base 172 to 1827 and encodes 551 amino acids. Gene Ontology annotation, cellular component: small-subunit processome; Pwp2p-containing subcomplex of 90S preribosome. The transcript is spliced from 2 exons. The record is from RefSeq and is a predicted model, not a curated record. Gene Ontology annotation, biological process: rRNA processing.